UAUUGCAAAAGUAUCGUGGCGAACGUCUCUUAGACAUAAUAGAAAAUCAGUGUAAACUAUUAUUUACACAAUUUGAAAUACUAUGGGGCCACCAUUUUUCAUAAAAGCUACAAUAUGUUGCCAUGGUGAAGAAAAGAAAAAUAGUUUGGACUAGCUAACGGUCUCUGUCACAUCGACAAAAACGGCAUUUCACACUGUUAAAUUAUUAUAAAUGGGGAGACGUGAGGUGAGUUUUUACAGAUGGACUGCUUGAAUGCAGUCGUAAUAUGCUCAUCAUGCCCAGAUACGUAGGCAGUGACUUCAUACCCAUUUUUCAGUGCUCGUCCAGUGGCCGUCGCUCCUGUACGUUAGAACUUACGUAGGAAUGGAUAUAUCGCCAAGAAAACGAAUAUGCUAUCAUCUAUUUGCGCUGUAUACGCGUUAAACAUUAAUACAGACAUCUGCGGUGCGCUCACUUACUUAGCUAAUAUUGCUUUUAAAAUCAAGAUGGGCUUUAUCAAAUGAUGAUGGAAGCACGAUCGAUUACAGAUGCACUCUACCAAGGUGGCAACAAUGGCGAAGCAACGUAUACUGUGAUCGUCAUGUAGCCUACUCCUUCCAUAUAGAGGAAUAAUGCUGACAUUGAUGACUGUGGGAUCCUUAAUUACAUUUUUAAUAAUACAAUGAACACCACUGUUACACCAUCAGACCUGGUGGAUAUGCCAAGACAGCAGAACUUCAAUGGCACCGUGGGCACACAGACCCCGUCAGGUUGGGCCAUGAUCCACAAUGCUACCUUAACCUUUUGCUCUCUCCUCCUAAUCUUCAUCUUCUGCCUGGGCUCUUAUGGCAACCUUGUAGUGUUCCUGUCCUUUUUUGACCCAGUGUUUCGCAAGUUCCGCACCAACUUUGACUUCAUGAUCCUCAACCUUUCCUUCUGUGACUUGUUCAUCUGCUGUGUGACUGCUCCCAUGUUUGCACUGGUGCUCUUCCUGGAUGCAGGUGGAGGGGAUGGCGUGUCAAAGAGUUUCUGCUUCGCCUUCCACUUGACCAGCUCGGCCUUCAUCAUCAUGUCCCUGGAGACGGUAGCUGUCAUUGCGUUGCACAGACUGCGCAUGGUGUUGGGGCAGCAGCCCAACCGCACUGCCUCCUUUCCCUGCACGCUGGCCCUCACUGCCCUGCUGUGGACAUCCAGUUUCACCAUGGCUGCCCUCCUUACCAUGCGAGCUUACCCACGUAGAGAUGGACCCUGCUUGCCCCACUUUGGCCUGGGAGGUGGACAGGCCAGGGUUGUGUUGUAUGUCUACCUGGCAGACUUUGCCUUUUGUGUAGCUGUGGUGUCGGUGUCCUAUCUGAUGAUUGCUCAGACACUGAGGAAGAAUGCACAAGUGAGGAAAUGUCCCGUCAUCACUGUAGAUGCCACAUGCCCUCCACCCCCACCUCCUCUCAUUGCGGCAGGCUUUGAGAGCAUGCAGUGUGCUGUUCAAGGCCCCUCUCUGUACCGUAACCAGACUUACAAUAAACUGCAGAACGUUCAGACACACUCUUAUGUCAACAAGACCAGCCAGCCUCUGGUUCCAGGGGCUGCCCAAGGAGCCACCUGCUGUCAGCUGGUGUCUACAGUCAACCUGGCCACAGCCAAAGACUCGAAGGCAGUUGUCACCUGUGUAGUUAUAGUGUUCUCUGUGCUGCUUUGCUGCUUGCCGAUGGGAGUUUCACUGGCACAGGAUGUUUUGUCACCGGAAAGUAACUUUGCACAUUACCAGUUUGAACUGUGUGGCUUUGUGCUCAUUUUUCUCAAGUCAGGCAUCAAUCCCUUUGUGUACUCACGCAACAGUGCAGGCCUCCGCCGCCGUGUGCUAUGUUGUAUUCAGUGGGCGGCACUGGGUUUUCUCUGUUGCCAGCAAAAGACUCGACUACAUGCGAUGGGGAAGGGCAGCUUGGAAGUCAAUCGCAAUAAAUCCUCCCAUCAUGAGACCAACUCAGCCUAUGUGCUGUCACCCAAGCCACAGAGGAGGCUGGUAGACCAGGCUUGCGGGCCCAGUCACUCCAGGGAUUGUGCUGGUAGUCCAAGGGCCACAGGUGUGCGCAAACAUCGCCCCCCCAGUACCUCCACACCCAUCAACACCCGCAUUGAGCCCUACUACAGUAUAUACAACAGCAGUCCCUCUGCAGGGCCCAGCUCCCCCACCAGCCUGCAACCUGUCAGCUCUCAGACAUUUGCCUUUGCCAAGUCUUAUGUAGCCAUGCACUACCACCCUCACCAAGAAGCACUGCAAGACUUUGAAAGCACCUCAGUGCACCAGAUUCCCAUUCCCUCGGUCUAAUCAAAAAGCUGCUAAACUGAAAGUUUGGGACAAUCUCACCAUGACUUUAAAUCAAAUUUGAAUCAAAAGAGGAACAUGAAAACAGCCCAUUUUAUGUAUCUGGAAUCUGUAUUUACCUUUUGUUCUCUUCUACAGUGAAAAUACAUGUUACGUUUUCUUGGGUGGAAAAAUUAAAGAAUCAGUAUCAUAA
Messenger RNA from Perca flavescens (yellow perch), 2496 nucleotides. RefSeq names its product G protein-coupled receptor 75 (gene gpr75). Gene Ontology annotation, biological process: G protein-coupled receptor signaling pathway. The coding region runs from base 663 to 2306 and encodes 547 amino acids. The record is from RefSeq and is a predicted model, not a curated record. The transcript has 3 exons. Lineage: Eukaryota; Metazoa; Chordata; Actinopteri; Perciformes; Percidae. Gene Ontology annotation, cellular component: plasma membrane. Gene Ontology annotation, molecular function: C-C chemokine receptor activity.